Canariomyces notabilis is the source of this 3673-nucleotide messenger RNA. RefSeq lists its product as uncharacterized. Bases 1 to 3441 code for a protein of 1146 amino acids. Gene Ontology annotation, cellular component: nucleolus. The transcript has 2 exons. The record is from RefSeq and is a predicted model, not a curated record. Gene Ontology annotation, biological process: maturation of 5.8S rRNA from tricistronic rRNA transcript (SSU-rRNA, 5.8S rRNA, LSU-rRNA); maturation of LSU-rRNA from tricistronic rRNA transcript (SSU-rRNA, 5.8S rRNA, LSU-rRNA). NCBI's taxonomy places the organism in Eukaryota, Fungi, Ascomycota, Sordariomycetes, Sordariales, Chaetomiaceae.
AUGGGGAAGCGGUUUUCUCGUGGCCCGGAUGGGCUUGGUGCGCCGCGGAAAAAGCAAAAGGUGGUCCAUGAAGCGCCAACAUCUGAGGAGGUGCACGCAAGCAGACAACUGCAGCAGCUGCUGGCCCCUACCCAAGACCCGGCCCGGGCGCGCCAUGGAUUGCAAUCAUUCAAGCUCUUUCUAGACGAAUUGCUCAGCUCAGACCCCCCCAACGGAGACCGGAUCCAAAUCCUGAAGGGCUAUCUGCAGUCGGCAAAGCCCGCCGACAGCGACGGUGACGAAAACCUUGUCUACCUCCCCGACAUUAUGCAGACAUGGAGCUACGCGGGUCAAACCAACAACGACAACCUCAUGUCCGCAGUCCCGGUUGUGCUCGCCCUACUCCUGAAGCUACUGUCGCAAUCCCUCGACACGGUUCCCUACGGCCUGGGCAUCUGCAGGACCCUGCUGCAGAAACGGCAGCUGGAAUUGGUUGCCCGGAAUCUCUCCGCUGACAAGGGCAAGGCCUUCAUCAUUUCUCCCACCCUGCGCAUGUUGAAGGAGGCCGUGAGCUUUGAUGGAGGCGCCAUUGCAAGGCCAUUGUUCCGAGCCAGGGGGUUCACUCUUAAAUCCUUGGCACGGAAUAUAGGCAUUGUCCACAUAGGAGAUGAGGCCGAGGAUACCAAACGCCCUUCUGCUCGCACCAAUGCUAUUCUCUUCUUCCUUGCUGCUAUCAAGUUUCUCCAGCCCGAGGCAAAGAAAGAGCUGCUUUCUCAGAGGGACAUUGUUGCCGCUCUUACACGGGAUGUCAAGCAAGAUCCCCCAUAUCUGCUCAGGGAGCUUCUUAGCGGAUUGCGUAACCACGUUUUACUGGACGAAAAAGUGCCACGGGAGGCCAAGGCGAGCUUGCUGACUACAUCGACGCUCGUUCGGCUCUCGGCUCUCUACCAAUAUCGCUCAGAUGCUCCCGCUGACGAUGAGCAGUCUAUUGCCGACAUUGCCCACGAAUUUCUGAUGACGGCGUGCACAAAUCCCGCUUGUGGUGUCCUAAGACAGGACUCUGGGUUCUACCCACGGGGAACCGAUCCGAAUGCUCCCGUGCCGACCGUUGAGCUGGAAGACUUGGGGCUGGAAUCGAUCGUCUGGAUGAACAGUUUCAAAGCAGAGGUCCCCGUUCGAAAUUAUACCCUGGCCAACUUCCUGCCAAAUCUUCGUCCGUGGUCCAGCGUCAAGCAGAGUGAACUUAUCACAUCCGUUUUUAGGGUUGCCCCUGAGCUGGUCGCCCACUAUUUUCUCAGCAACAAGUCCUUCACUUUUGAACCAAAGCUGUCAGCGACAUGGAUAGGCUAUGCCGCGUUUCUGUUCAAUACAGUCACGCUGCCCAUUCCAGACCAUUUCUGUCGUGCAUCCAGCUUUGCCGAGCUCCCCCCACCGACGUCGAUCGUUAUCGACAAUAUCCUACCGCCUCCCCUAAACCAGAAGGCACUAGCCCGGAGCCUGGCGCAGAAGUCCAGCAUGAUUUCAUUUUUUGCUACGCGGAUUCUGGUAGUGGCAAUAGAGAAGCUUGACGCUGCGAUCAAAAUGCACCAAGACCCUUCCCACUCCUAUAAGACUGUUUGGGCAGAGGCUGCGCGCAGGCUGGUCGAUGAAUUUUGCCAGCGGAGCCCUGGCGUCCAGGACAUGAUCAACGCGUACCGGGCAAUACCAGAGGGCGACGUUCUGCAUCGCGAGGCAGCAAGCAGGCUUUUGCGCCUGUGCUACGAAGUCUUACCCCAGGUUGCCCUCAUGGCCAAAUUUGAUGUCUCGCCACUCCUAGAGACCUCUCUCGGCCGUUUGUCAAAGCAAGAGGUGGGGGAUCCACGAGACGUUGCGCUUAGCUUAAAGGAGCUGGAGAAUUUGCUUGCAAUUGCUGGGUGUUCCCCUGGCAUGCGUUGGUUUGCCGCAUCGGAGGGCUUGUCGCUCUCUCCUUUCACAAUGCUACUUAAGGUCUGCGUUGAGGCUCCCUACGGAGUCGUACUGGGUACAAUACGGGAGGUGCUCAACUUCGUGGCUGUAGAGCAACAAUUAGUACCCGCCCAUGACGGUCACCCUGGCCUGGUCGUUCUCCUCGAAGCGUUACAAACACUACGGCAGACACAUCCUGAUUCAGCCGAUCAUGUCUGGGCGUUCUUAGAUAACUGCUUAACGCGGUGCGCAAACGCGCCUCUCAAAUACGUGGAGAAGAUGCAGGAGAUGAGACAAGAGGUUACGGAAACUGCCAGUCAGGACGUUUCUGAAAGUGUUGUCGUCAGUGCUGUUACCAUUGCUAUGCUGGAGCAAUUACCGUUCCUUGCAACAAAGCCGGAGGGACAGGCGGUGCUGAGGGCUCUUGGCAUCUUCCUGCCCAAAUACCUGGGUUUCUCGGCAACGGCACGAGAGAGCCGGCCACUUCUAGGCUUCGUUUUCUCCAAGAUGGCUGUACACCUUGUCGACAACAAGGGCAAACUAGCCAAGCGGGGGAUUCCCGACGGGUUGCAGUUCACAUACCAUCCCUGGCCGCCAGCUGAAGAGCCUCGACCUAGGGCAAUCAGGGAUUUAGCAACUGAACCUGAAGGGGGGAUGAGAGCGGAGGUAUUCAUGGAUGCGGAAGCCUUGAAGGGCAUGCUUUCCCUGCCUGACGGCUUGGAAGCGGACCAUUCGGCAUUGAUGAGGUGGUCUUCGAAAACGGCAGAUGAGCUCGUUGACGAAGGCUACGUUACAUCCCUCGUCGCGUUGCUUGUCUCAGAGCAUACCAGCAUAAGGAAGGAAGCACUGGUCAACAUUCUCAAAGCCGCUACCAAGAUAAAACAAUCCGAAUACGAAGAGAAAGAGCAAGUGUGGCUGCUACUUUCAGAGCUCGGUGAGACAGCCAGAGACAAGAUACACGACGGGCCGCUGCCUAGCCCAAUCGUGGCGUUUGCUUGCCACGCGCUCAAGGUCUUGCGCGACCCCCUCUCAAGCCUUUACCCCAAGGUAAAUGCCUUUCUCUUACACGGACCGUUCUGGAGUCUGGACAGGCUACCGCUCGUGGACGAGAUUCUGUCGGAGGACCCCGUGGUUGGCGAUGCAUACUACACGCAAAUCAGCUGGCUCCUGUCAUAUCUCAUCGACGGGCUGCGGACGCCGGGCGACCUUGAGUUGUUCCACAAGAAGCGUGCAAAGGGUCCUCUCUUUGAGCGCAUCCUUACUCUAGCGGCCAAUCCGUACAUGAGGCUGCCGCUGAGGACACAGCUGCUGAGAAUGCUGUAUCGUGCUACAAGCAUUGACGGGGGCAGCACCACGCUGACGACCAGAUUCGGGAUCGUGAACUGGCUCGAGGCAAGAGAGGCUGCGUGUACGGAUGCCGGUGAGAAGGCAGUAUACAGAGAGCUCCGGAGGAGGAUAUGGGAGACGAGUGACCAGGAUAGGGUCAGGGGUUGGAGUAAAGGGGGAAUUGAGGGGUGACGGUGUUAUAACUGGGCGCUGGCUGGGUUAUGUCUGGAUUUUGUCCUGCCCAAAGAGCGGGUGCCAGGAGCGGGUGCCAGGAGCGGGAGCUAGCAGAACUGGAGUGCAUCAAAUGUUAGACCCCGUUGUUCGUUGGCCUGCAAGUCUGAUACAUAAAGAGGUGCUUUGGCGCGAUACUGGGCUUGACCUGGCUAAGGAACCUGGCAGAAGGGAUACCUUAGAUACCCAAUGG